Molecule: messenger RNA, 1809 nt
Organism: Plasmodium yoelii
Lineage: Eukaryota; Apicomplexa; Aconoidasida; Haemosporida; Plasmodiidae
Exons: 1
Coding region: 1-1809 (602 amino acids)
Biological process (GO): positive regulation of proteasomal ubiquitin-dependent protein catabolic process; protein polyubiquitination; ubiquitin-dependent protein catabolic process
Cellular component (GO): ubiquitin ligase complex; cytoplasm
Molecular function (GO): ubiquitin protein ligase activity; ubiquitin conjugating enzyme binding; zinc ion binding
Source: RefSeq, a predicted model, not a curated record
AUGAUACAUCUUCCAAAACAAAAUAACGAAGAUGGAAUAGAUAUUCAAAUAGAACUUGGGCCAGAUAAAAAACUAAAAAUUAUUAAAAAAAAUACAAAUAAAAAUGAAUUAUCUAACCAAGAUAACAAAAUAUGUAAUGUCAUAAAAAAUAAUAAAACAAUAUAUGAUACAUCUGAAUCAGGUAUGCAAUUAUAUUUAAAUUAUUUUAAAACCAAUUUUCAAAAUUUUUCAAAAGAUAAUUCAUAUAUUGUAUAUAACAAAAAACAAAUUAAAGACAAAUUUAAAGAACAAAUAAAUAAUAUUAGAUCAUUAUUAAAUCUUAAAUAUGAUUAUGCAUAUUAUAUUAUGAAAUGUUAUGACUUUAAUUCUGAAUCUUUAAUUGAAGAUUGGUUUAGUGAUUCUACAAAGGUUCUUAAAAAUACAAAUUUGAUGCAUCUAACUGAAAAUGAAUUGUAUGAAAAUGUAGAACUGCCUAAUGUAGAACUGCCUAAUGUAGAACUGCCUAAUGUAGAACUGCCUAAUGUAGAACCGCAAAAUUAUCAAUGCAACCAAAAUUCGACUCCUAACCAACUUGAAAGCAAUUCUGAUCAAAAUUCUAAUUUCAUUUGCCCAAUAUUACUAAAUGAAUGCUCCAUAAAUGAUACAUAUGCAUUAAAUUGUGGUCAUCGCUUUUCAAAUAAAUCAUGGUUAUCAUAUUUAAAAACAGGAAUAGAAAAUGAUUAUGACGAAUAUAUAAUACAUAAAAAAUGUAUGAACAAUGAAUGUAAAUAUUUUCUAAAAAAAAAAGAUUGGAAAAUUUUAUGUGAUAAAAAUAUGUAUAAGCAAUAUAAAGAAUUGUUAUUAAAUGUUUAUAUUAAAAAAAGUUAUAAUUUAAAAUAUUGCCCAAAUAAAGAAUGUGAAUAUAUAAUAGAAUCCAUGUUAUUAAUAAAAAAUGCAGCAAAUGCAGCAAAUGCAGCAAAUGCAACAAACCAUGCCAAUCUUGAUAAGUAUAAAAAUUUAAAUAUAAUUUGUAAAUGUGGAUAUAACUUUUGUUUUAUAUGUUUAGAAUCAUUUCAUAAACCAGUUAGAUGUUCACUAAUUCAAAAAUGGAAUCAAUUACAAACAAAAGGUGAUCAAAAUAUACAAUGGAUUAAUGCAAAUACAAAAAAAUGUCCAAAUUGUAAUAAAUCAAUAGAAAAAAUAUCAGGAUGUAUGAAUAUUAAAUGUAUGUGUGGGUUCAGCUUUUGUUGGCUUUGUCUUAAAGAGUGGACUAGCCAUAAAGGUGGGUUCUAUAAUUGCAAUAAAUAUUUAGAAAACACAAAUCAAAAAUCGAGUAAUAAAGAUCAAGCAGAUGCAGUAAGCGAAAUGAGCAAAAUGGAAAAAAAAAAGUCACAUUUAGAAAUGAAUAAAUAUAAUCAUUAUAAAGAAAGAUUUGAUGCACAAGAAUAUGGAGAAAAAUUUACCAUCAAUUCACAAUUAUAUUUUUUACAUAAUUUUUGUAAAAAUAAUAAUUUAGAUGUUAAUAAAUUCAAAAAAUUUGAAGACUCUUUAAUUCUAACAAUUAAAUAUAGACAAAUAUUAAAAUGGUCUUAUGCACUUUCAUAUUUAUUUAAUUGGGAUAAUUUAGACAAAAAAAAUAUGUUUGAAUAUUAUCAAGGAGAGUUAGAAAGAAAUUUAGAAAAAUUGCAACAAAAAAUAGAAAAUAUCAAUCUAUCUUUAAUUAUUAAUCAUACAAAUCAUAAAAGUUUACAAGAAAUAAAUGAGUUAACAAAAGUUAUUGAUUUAUAUUUUAAAAAUAUUUCCAAUUUUAUUGAAAACGAUUUUUUUUGA